Molecule: messenger RNA, 4208 nt
Organism: Vombatus ursinus (common wombat)
Lineage: Eukaryota; Metazoa; Chordata; Mammalia; Diprotodontia; Vombatidae
Gene: NSF
Product: N-ethylmaleimide sensitive factor, vesicle fusing ATPase
Biological process (GO): Golgi to plasma membrane protein transport; SNARE complex disassembly; intra-Golgi vesicle-mediated transport
Cellular component (GO): Golgi stack
Molecular function (GO): ATP hydrolysis activity; ATP binding
Source: RefSeq, a predicted model, not a curated record
AUGAAGCUCCUCCUCCUCCUUCACCGGUUUUCCCGCAACAACGCGUUUUCCGAGCAGCAGCCAGCAGGGAGUGGUGGGAAGAAGGUGCUGGGAAGUUGGGAAUGGCUCGCAGCGGCGCGCGCUCCCGCGCGUUGGAUCUCCGCGGUGCUGCGGCGGGGAGAGCGCCGGAGGCGACAGCUGGGGGUGCGACGCGCGCGCGCUUCUGCGGCUCUGCGGCUCUGCGGCUGCGCGGUGGGGGCGUGUUUAGUAGCGGGCGAAGCUGCAGCUGGGGUGCCGUACUUGUCGGUUAAGAUGGCGGGCCGGUCUAUGCAAGCAGCAAGAUGCCCUACAGACGAGUUGUCAUUGAGCAACUGUGCAGUUGUGAAUGAAAAGGACUUCCAAUCUGGCCAACAUGUGGUUGUGAGGACCUCGCCCAAUCACAGAUAUACUUUUACACUCAGGACUCAUUCAUCGGUUGUUCCAGGCAGUAUCGCUUUCAGCUUACCCCAGCGAAAAUGGGCUGGACUUUCUAUUGGGCAAGAGAUAGAAGUUUCCUUAUAUUCAUUUGACAAGACCAAGCAGUGUAUUGGUACAAUGACCAUCGAGAUUGAUUUCCUACAGAAAAAAAGCAUUGAUUCCAAUCCUUAUGACACUGACAAGAUGGCAGCGGAAUUUAUCCAACAGUUCAACAAUCAAGCUUUCUCAGUGGGACAGCAGCUUGUGUUUAGCUUCAAUGAGAAGCUUUUUGGUUUGUUAGUGAAGGAUAUUGAGGCCAUGGAUCCCAGCAUCCUGAAGGGAGAACCUGCUACAGGGAAAAGACAGAAGAUUGAAGUCGGUCUGGUUGUUGGAAAUAGUCAAGUUGCAUUUGAGAAAGCAGAUAAUUCUUCUCUCAAUCUUAUUGGUAAAGCUAAAACCAAGGAAAAUCGACAGUCUAUCAUCAAUCCUGACUGGAACUUUGAAAAGAUGGGAAUAGGAGGCCUGGACAGGGAGUUUUCAGAUAUAUUUCGUCGAGCUUUUGCCUCGCGGGUAUUUCCUCCAGAAAUUGUUGAGCAGAUGGGUUGCAAACAUGUGAAAGGUAUUCUGUUAUACGGCCCCCCGGGCUGUGGUAAGACCCUUUUGGCUCGACAGAUUGGCAAGAUGUUGAAUGCAAGAGAGCCCAAGGUCGUCAACGGGCCAGAAAUUCUUAACAAAUAUGUCGGGGAAUCAGAGGCAAAUAUCCGUAAACUCUUUGCUGAUGCUGAAGAGGAGCAGAGGAGGCUUGGAGCUAACAGUGGUUUACACAUCAUCAUCUUUGAUGAAAUUGAUGCCAUCUGCAAGCAGAGAGGGAGCAUGGCUGGAAGCACAGGAGUUCAUGACACUGUUGUCAACCAAUUGUUGUCUAAAAUCGAUGGUGUGGAGCAACUAAACAACAUCUUAGUCAUUGGAAUGACCAACAGACCUGAUCUGAUAGAUGAGGCUCUUCUGCGACCUGGUAGACUGGAGGUUAAAAUGGAAAUAGGCUUGCCAGAUGAAAAAGGUCGGCUGCAGAUCCUUCACAUUCAUACAGCAAGGAUGAGAGGGCAUCAGCUAUUAGCUGCGGAUGUGGAUAUUAAGGAACUUGCUGUGGAGACCAAGAACUUCAGUGGUGCUGAAUUAGAGGGUCUAGUUCGAGCUGCACAAUCCACUGCAAUGAAUAGACAUAUUAAGGCCAGCACCAAAGUGGAAGUGGAUAUGGAAAAAGCAGAGAGCCUACAAGUGACAAGAGGAGACUUCCUUGCUUCUCUGGAAAAUGAUAUCAAACCAGCAUUUGGAACAAACCAAGAGGAUUAUGCAAGUUACAUCAUGAAUGGUAUCAUCAAAUGGGGUGACCCAGUCACUAGAGUGCUAGAAGAUGGUGAGCUGUUGGUGCAGCAGACUAAAAACAGUGACCGAACACCUUUAGUUAGCGUUCUUUUGGAAGGCCCUCCUCACAGUGGAAAGACAGCUUUAGCAGCAAAGAUUUCAGAGGAAUCCAACUUCCCCUUCAUCAAGAUCUGUUCCCCUGAUAAAAUGAUUGGCUUUUCUGAAACAGCCAAAUGUCAGGCCAUGAAGAAGAUCUUUGAUGAUGCAUAUAAAUCCCAGCUCAGUUGUGUGGUUGUGGAUGACAUUGAGAGACUUUUAGAUUAUGUCCCUAUUGGACCUCGAUUUUCCAAUCUAGUAUUGCAGGCCCUUCUCGUAUUACUGAAGAAGGCACCACCUCAGGGACGCAAGCUUCUCAUCAUUGGGACCACCAGCCGCAAAGAUGUCCUGCAGGAAAUGGAAAUGCUUAAUGCUUUCAGUACCACCAUUCACGUGCCUAACAUUGCUACAGGAGAACAGUUGAUGGAGGCUUUGGAGCUUUUGGGUAACUUUAAAGAUAAAGAACGUACCACUAUUGCACAGCAAGUCAAGGGAAAGAAGGUCUGGAUAGGAAUCAAGAAAUUACUAAUGCUGAUUGAGAUGUCACUACAAAUGGAUCCUGAAUACCGGGUGAGAAAAUUCCUGGCUCUCUUGAGAGAAGAAGGGGCUAACCCCCUUGACUAUGAUUGAAUGUGGACUGUCUGCUGUGCGAAGUGACCAAGGGAAGUGACCGAGGUGAAGAUGACCGCCAUGCAUCUUAUUCAAGGGCACUGGCCUAGCGGAAAUGCAACUCUCCCUUCCAUAAGCCCUCAGUCUGCAUGUGUAGUGCAAUAUAUUCUCAUUCCUUAUGCUCGUCUUAGAUACUCUGGUGUUUUUGUGGCAGGUGAUAGUUUGCUUGGUGUUGUGCUUCUGUUUCUGUGCAGACUAAAAAGACUUUCUCACUCAGUUUUUUAGGUGUGGAAAGAAUGCAGUCUACUUGCUAACAUUACACAUUUCAAGUGUUCUGCCCCACAUACCACCAGUAAAUUUAAUGAGCAUUGCAAGUAAACAUCUUGCUUGUUUAACUGAGACCUGACAUCAUCAUAGGAAAGUGGGACAGGAGGGGUGCCUUGGAGGGGAUGUGAUUGUCUAUGUAUUAUUGAUGUAUUUAGAUGUCAAAGACAAAAAUUAGAUUAUGGAUUUCCAGAAUACCCUUUAUUGCCCUUGCCUAAACACAUGUGAAUCUGAAUUUCUCACUUACUCUUUCUUUGGUCAUUUGAAAUAAAGUUUGCAAUCUGUGGUCAGAAAAUUUUUACUGGUGAGAGAACAAAAUAUGACUGCAGAGGCAGCAACACAUUAAAGACACAGAAUUUUCCAUUAAUAUUAUUUGUUUGAUUUGGAGAAAUUCAGCCUAUUACUACUCUAUAUUUGUUAAAAACCAGUGAGAGUUAUUUGUGGAAAAGUGUACUACCCUAAACAGAAAGAGGUUAUUAAAAAUAAUUCAGGAACUUCUUUGUGCUAAUUAGUGUCCAGCUUUAAAUGAGCCAGUUCCUUAGAGCACUAUGAAGUUUGUUAGUAUCCCUAAAUUUUUCUUUCCUCAGUGAGAAAACUUAAAAGUUAUAGUCCAGCCUUUCUUCCUUUGGAACCAGCUACCAAAGUGCUAAUCUAUACUAUGCAGUAUCUAAGGAAUACACUAUUAUUAUUAGUUGAAAUAUCCAAAAAGACUACCUUCCCCCUAAUCUUUUGAUUUCAUUCUGGCAAGUAUGUCAAAUUUCAGUUAUCAUCUGCCUGUUCCUUCCAAAAGGGACAAGGCAAUCAGCAUUCAUUUCUUUUUGGUGACUUUUCUGAUAACUGAGUUAGAAUGUGUUUAAUUAGGUCAGCUUGUCUGGUAAUGAGGCUUGUAGAGCAUGCCACUUUCUCCCCCACCCCCACCUUCAAAGGGAAGACAAACAGCCCAAAGCCGAGUGACAGAACUUGAUGCUAGCCUAGCCAGCCUCUCUGCCUGAGCUUGCAAGCCCAGCGUGACAUGGGUCUCUGUCAUUUGUCCUCCUGGGGGGAGAGCAAACCAUUCUCCAGGCCUUGUGGAUAUCCUUUUAGCAUAGUCUUAUGCACGUCAUCAGCUUUCUUUUGGGGUUUUCAUCCUCUGUUCAUUUUAAGUGAUGUAUACUGUGAAAAUCUGUGAUUUCCAGUGGCCAGUAUCCAUGGUGACCCCUCUCUGUAUAAGAUCUUGCAACUUCCUCUUCCCAGGAAAUCAUCACAUAUUAUAUUAACUUAAUGUCUCUGGUUAAAUGACGUAAAUGUUUUUAUUGUGCUUUUGUCCAAGGAUAUAUUGAGAACUAUGUUAUAUUUAAUGCCAAUGACUGGAUGCAAUAAAUAGCACAUAUACUUGGAAA